AGGAAUCAUCGAAUGUUGUUUUAGUCUCCGUUUGGAGGCAGAACUCGAAUGAUUCAGAAUUUACAAUGUUAGCUUAUUUUUCGUGUUUCAAGCGGUCCGCCAUUUAGUAUUUGUCUAAUUUGAAUAUUGAGUAAAUAAUACGGUGUAAUGUUAGAGAAAUCGCUGGCAGCUAUAAGUUGGAAAUUUAGCAUGCUUUAUUUAGAACGGAAUGUUAUUCCCUUAAAACUAAACAGGGUCCGACGACCAUCGUUGAGAAACGGUCCUGCAUUGCGUGCUAAUAUUGAACCAGUCGAAGUUUUCUUUAAUUAAUCAAGCGGUAGAUAAGGAUACGGCUAACAUGAGCGUUGAAUAUAUUAGGAGAGCAUGACAAACAGUGCAUUACGUGAGUAAAGCACACGGUAGGGCACGCCCUAAGCUUACACCUGCAUAUUGAUUUUACUUCUCCAGCGAGGACUGCAUGGGUCCGCCUUUUAUUGACAUAGGCGCUCUCCGAAAGUUUUAUCGAAUGCAUAGUUCUUGUAUCGUUCCGAUGUUUGCCCUCUGCCUGCCCGGCAACGGAGAUGUCUCUUGUAAACAGCAACGGACUAAUGUACUUUACUUGUUCUCGACAGGAGUUAAAAACGAGUAUCUGUACAUAACUGAACUAACCUAUAACGACGCUCCUGGGACGGACUAUUAUAGCAGGAGAAAGAAGUUUUAGGGAAAAUGAAAAUGUCCGGGAUGUCUCAAAUGCUGAAUCACAGAGAGGCAAGCCACGCCCAGGAUUCAUUCGCAAGGCUAAACAAACUACGUCGAGAGGGCAUACUGUGCGACCUGACCAUCCUAGUACAGGGCCACAAAUUUAAGGCACACAAAACAGUAAUGGCGGCUUGUAGCGACUACUUCUUAAACGCUGUUUGUGGGGGGAAAUCAACAGCGUCCGUCACCGUUUCACCUGCCGGUCACAUGACAAUCGAGAUGCAAUACGUCACAAUGAGAGGGUUUGCUCCUCUUCUAGAAUACGCCUACUCCUCUGAGCUCCGCGCGAACGCCAGUGACGUCAUAGAUGUAUUGUCCGCAGCGAGUUACAUGCAAAUGUUUAAUGUUGCAAAUGCAUGUUCCGAAUUCAUGCGCUCGAAUCUCUUGUGGACGCAAGGACAGUCCCGACUCGCAGCCUUGCCUAUGCUGGCAGGUCGUAACAUGUUGCUGAACGGGCAAAUUCACGGUGAGCAUCCAGCUACUGCACCCAACCCAGUUAGCCGACCGAAUGGCCUCCCCGAAGCAAUGAGCAGUUUACUGGCAAGUUCUGCGAUGUCAGGUGCUGCGAUAAACGGCCGUAAUGGCCUUUCCCAGCCUCCUAUGUUAAUACCUAUAUCUUCAAUGACACCGUAUGAGGUUGGACUACACUGGGCAGACACCAUGGCAGGUACCCAUAAUUUGCUGUCUCGUUUCGUAAACAACCAACCCGUUACAACGACCCGGUCGCCCCCGUCAUCAAUUUCACCUUCCUCCCACAAUUCACCUGCUGCCGGAUAUGACGUAGUUACGUCAUCAGCGGGACCACGAGGCACUGAAGAAGGGACCACGCCGUCAGCAGAAGCCGCAGAAAAAGCCGAGGAGCCGAAUUCGGAGUCGACUUACAACAACAAUAACAACAAUAACAACAACAACAACGAAGGUUUGCUUCCUGACAAACCAUCAACUGGCAACAACCGCAAAUCGAUCGCUGUUAAAUUGGAAGCCAACCUCGACGAUUCCGCCAACAACGGUACCGAAGACGGCACGAGUAGCGUUACGACGCCCCCACCCGACGCAGAAGAUUCUUGGCAAAGCCUUCAACGUCUUUACAGUUUCCACUGUAAACCCGACAGCAAAGUGGAGUCAGACGGCGAUUCAAAUGAAACGAGGAAAAAUGCAAUUAAUGAGAUAAGAAACAAAGCUCUUGGAGAACUAAGAAGCAGUUCUCUAAGUCCAUCAGUGAUUAGUAGCAUAUCAAAUGCAGCAUCAAUAAAAUCAGCAUUGGAUUCAAUCCCAAGACUUGAUAAUGCUGUUUCUAUGGUCCCUCGUCUGACCGGUCUCACAGUUCAAAAUGCGAUCUUACAAAGACAGAAGCAAAUUAUGGAACAACAACAACAGCAAAGGGAAGGAGAAAAACUGGUAGCGGAACUUCCAGUUGUGCCCCCAAGUGGCCAGUAUAUGAGUGUACGACGAAGAACUUUACAGUCAAACGUACCAAAGCCACACCAGUGCCAAAUUUGCGGGUCAAGAUUUACAAGAUUCCACAACUUAAAGCAGCAUAUUAAGCUUCACUCUGGUAUCAAACCAUACGAAUGCGACGAGUGUGGAAAACGAUUUACAAGGAACUACACAUUAAGGUUGCACAAAAUGAAGCAUGUUGGAAUCCGUAACUUCAGAUGCGGUACAUGCGAUGCCAGCUUCACAAGCCUUGGUGAAUUCAGAGCUCACUUGCGUAUCACCAUGCAUUCCCAUAUGCCUAUCAAUGGGUUAAAUGGGAAUUCACCCAGCUUAAUGGAACCCGAAGAUCUGAGUUCGGCCCCAGCACCACAAGGGGUUAGCAAGUUCAACCAUUUUGACGCUGCUCUGCUUCGUUACGGGGUUGGGUCCCCUGGUAGUAGUGGGGGCGGGGCUGCAGGCGAGGGGUCAACUGGAACCAUCUCGCCCCUGGGGCAUGGGGCUAUGAUUCCUGGGACAGGGGAAUCCCCAGAAAGGAGCGAUCGCUCUUUAAGCGGCUCGCCUGAGGAUUUAUCUACCAAGAGACCUCUGUCUGAUAUUGAAGACAAACAUCAUGAAUCAGUUGAAACAAUCGCUGAAUAUUCUGACCAUGAUUCCACAACACAAGAAUCCAAUCUCGAUUCUCCAAAACGUCGCAAACUUUCCGGGAUUCCCCUGUACCAGGAAUCCUCACAAACAGAAAACGACGAAGAUGAGCCAAUGUCGCUCGUGAUCGACACUUCACGGGAUUGACUCACACCCGUGAAACUUUCCUUCACAAUCGUCCAGAUUACAUGAAAAUCAAAAUUUCCCAAACUUCCGAAAAAAAAUUUUCCGAAUCGAAGAAAAUUCGGCCAGAAAUACAAAAUACAAUAACCCAGUUUAAAACAAUGACGGUGUGAAAAUAUAGUGCUUAUAAGUGAACCGUACUAUGCCGAAACACUUCAGAUGGCCCUAUGCUUUGCCGUCAAGCUCACUGUAGUUUUAACUGUGACCUAUAAUCUGUGCUUUUUCUGCUGUCAUGGGAUCUGGCAUCCCGUUUUUGCCGUUCACACAAAAAGUGAGCGUCGCAUAUUGUUGUUUUGUCACGUGUACUCUUAUAUUUAUGUAUAUUUUUAUUCUUAUUACACAGCGUGUAUUUAUUGUUCACUUCAAUUCGUAAUACGCGACAUUUUUUUGCCCGAAUAGUUUCAAGUAAUUUAUACAAAAAAAAACACACAAACCGAUACUUAACAAAAGGUACUAUUAUAUACAUUUAAACUGCCGUUCAUGUUUUGCACUUUUCUAAUGGUCCUAACCAAUGCACAAUAUCAAAAUCACAUUUUCUAUACCCCGGUGCCUUUCCAGUCUAUAUACCUUCCUACCCGAGUGCCUAAUUCUGAUUUAACCAUUCCAAUAAUGCGGUUCUUUUUAUAAAAUCGGUGCUACUUCGCCACCCGUUUUGUUUUCCUCUCUUCCCUUGCCGUUUUGCAUGCUGUACAGAGUUUCACUCCUUUUCGUAGCAAGUAGAUUUCUUUGUGCUGCUUAGUCGAACUUUCUCGUGAUUUUUUCAUCAAUACUCCGUAAAAACUCCGCUAAAAAACUGAUUUUUAAAUCGUACACAAUCACGUUCAAAAAAGUGCCUCACGAAAUAUAUGUACCAAUCCCCCUAGCCACCCUUAAGAGCUGUUCCAUUUUUGUAACAGUUUGUCCCCCUUUGCACACGACCUCACAACUAACUAACAAACAAAAGUGCCUUAAAAGCAAUCGCAAAAAUUCCUAAUUCCGUAGUUUGUGCCUUGCUUUAUUUUCCUUGUAAAUCAAACGUCUAGUUAUAUGUUCCAUAAUUUUUAGAGUACAUUCCUGUGCCCAAAUACAUAGAGUUUGUCGUAA
This is a messenger RNA of Ciona intestinalis (vase tunicate), 4083 nucleotides long. The record is from RefSeq and is a predicted model, not a curated record. NCBI's taxonomy places the organism in Eukaryota, Metazoa, Chordata, Ascidiacea, Phlebobranchia, Cionidae.